AGAAAUGAAUCCUUUUCACCGGAGAUCAGAACCAAGAUGGUCCUCCCACGGAAUGUCCAUGUAUUACCGCACCGAAGCCCUUCAGUCUGUGUUGGUGUUGCCGCACGCACUGGUGCGCCCACGGUAGCGGGCCCGCCGUCGAACACCUCGGCGGCAGAACACCACCACCACCAGCUGCGUCCUUAAAUCUCCAAUCCUCUCCACCUCCGCCCACCCUCCCAUGGCUUCUCCCCCUUCCAAUGGCGUCAGCAUCCCCGUCCUCCUCCUCUUUGUGUCCUGUACCACCGCCCUCCUCCUCUUCGUCCUCCUUCCCUCCCUCUCCCCCUUCUUCUCCUCCUCCUGCCCCACCACCACCAUCUCCACCAUCGCCGCUGGAGGCGGCGGCGCUACCUCCAUCAUCGCCAACCCCAGAUCCCGGGACCGGAUCUCCCCGACCCCGAAGGACAUCGCCUGGCUGAAAUCUCAGCUCAGCCUUAACUCCAUCCAAGAACCCCCCUCCUCCCCCGCCGCCUGGCAUUCCCUUCGCAAGGGCAUCAACCCCCGGACCCGCGCCGAACAGCUCGAAGACCUCCGCCGAUUCAAAGGCAUCUCCCACUACGAGGGAGACGAUGCCGGCAACCACACCGCCCUCCCCUGCCCCGGCGAGCUCCUGGUGGAGGAGCACCACAGCAACUACGGCGAGCCGUGGGCCGGCGGCCGUGACGUCUUCGAAUUCCUCACCAACGCCGUCGCCCUCGUCCCCUCCGACCUUGUCUUGGAGAUCGGCUGCGGCACUCUCCGUGUUGGUCUCCACUUCAUCCGCUACCUCGACCCCGCGCGCUUUCACUGCCUCGAGCGCGACGAGCUCUCCCUCAUGGCGGCCCUCCGCUACGAGCUCCCCUCGCAGGGCCUCCUCCACAAGCGGCCACAUAUCCUUCGGGGGGACGACAUGGAUUUCACCCGCUUCGGCGAUGGCAUUUCCUAUGAUCUCAUCUAUGCCAGUGCUGUGUUCCUCCACAUGCCUGACGCUCUCGUCUGGGUGGGGUUGGAGAGGCUGGUGGAGAGGCUGAAGCCCCAGAAAGGUCGGAUCUUUGUCUCCCACAACAUCAAGUUCUGCUCGAGACUAGGCGGUGAUGAGUGUACAAGACGGCUGACGAAGCUGGGAUUGGAGUAUGUUGGGAAGCAUACCCAUGAUAGCUUGCUGUUUAACCACUACGAGAUUUGGUUUGAGUUCAGAAGACCCAAAGCUUAGAGUUCUUUCUUUUGAGUACUUGUUAGCUGUUAUUAAUGAGAAUUUUAUAGAGGAGCUGGAGAUGGCAAUGAUCUUCAUUGGCACUCAGAGCUUUGCUAUGGAGGCUUGUCUUUUUUGGCUACACAAUGUGGCAGGGCAAUUGACUUGAUUGGGAGGUGUUCCUUGAGAUUUCUGAUGGGAAAAAAGGUGAAGGAUUGAAUUUUUCUCUGUCAUGCCAGAUUAUCUCGGUGAGGCAGUUGCAGUCCUUGGUUUACUUGUUGUUCUAUUUGAUGUUUCAUCUAGUUGGAGUCCAUGUAUUGAUUUUUUUUUUUCCUGGGGCUCACAUAAAUAUGUGCAAUAGACUUUUAUUACAAGUUAGCAGUAGAUUCAACCAGGUUUUGAAAUGUGGUACUUGUUGCAUUGGUAGAUGAAAAAGUGUUGUAGUUAGUCCAAUUCCUUAUUCUGCAACACAAACAGUUUUUGUUUAUGAGUGCUUUUGUCUUUGGCUUAUAUAUAUUGUCGUGUGCCAAGACACU
Molecule: messenger RNA, 1746 nt
Organism: Elaeis guineensis (African oil palm)
Lineage: Eukaryota; Viridiplantae; Streptophyta; Magnoliopsida; Arecales; Arecaceae
Source: RefSeq, a predicted model, not a curated record